AUGAAUGAAAACAAACCAACACUGACUGCAGAAACGCUUCCAAUCCGUGGAUUAAUUGUGCGUUUAAAAGCAAGUGAUAAGGACCUUGGUGAAAACGCGAACAUUACAUAUCACUUUACAGCCCGUCAACCAGAAACGCUGUUGAAACCAUUCACCUUAUAUAAACAUUCUGGAGAACUGAGGCUAGCUUCUUCCUUGGAAUCCUCUGCUGGAAAAAGCUUCGAGUUAUUGACAGAAGCAAGAGAUAAUGGAAACCCUUCGUUAACGGAACAAGUUCGAGUCCAUAUCCACGUUUUAGAUACACAUAACAAUCCACCAGAAAUCCAUGUUAAUACUUUUUCCACUAGUGGAUCUGCAGAAGUUUCAGAAUCAUCGACUGUGGGAAGAGCCGUUGCCCAUAUCGGCGUCCACGACCCAGACUCCGGUGCUAACGGAGUUGUUAACUGUUCCAUAGCCCACGACUAUAUUACCAUUAGCCAGUUGGACGUCAAUGAAUAUAAAGGUAUUUUGUCCAAACCUUUAGACAGAGAAAAAAUAUCUCAACACAGCGUGAUUGUUGUUUGUUACGAUUCUGGUUCUCCACGGCUAACAACUUCUGUUAGCUUCCAAGUGAAAGUCCUGGACGAGAACGACAACCCUCCUGUGUUUUUACAGUCUGUAUAUUACGCUAGUUUUACUGAAAAUAAUUUCAUUCCACAGUAUGUCACCACUGUAUCCGCCGUGGAUUAUGACGCAGGGUCCAAUGCCGAGAUUGCAUACAAGUUGAUCGGCGAUAAUAAAGACGAUUUUAAAAUAUUGUCCAACGGAACAUUAUCUGCCAUUAGGCAAUUUGAUAGAGAGGCUUCGCCAUUGGUGAUCGUCAAAAUAGAAGCUUCAGACAGUGGACAGAAAAGACUAACAUCAACUGUCAAUGUGGAAAUUACUUUAGAGGACUUAAAUGAUAAGCGACCCGAGUUCAAACAUUCAGUCUUUUAUUUUAACGUUUCUGAAAAUAUGUUGACUCGUAAUGAUGUUGGACAGAUUGAAGCUUUUGAUCGAGAUGAGAAUGAGAAUGCUGCUCUCGUUUUCUCCAUGGGAAACCCUGCUAAUGGCGCUACUCCCUUUACUAUCACCCCAGCAGGCAUGGUUCAAACAACAAAGACGCUGGACCGUGAAAGUACCAACCGUUAUGUUAUUAGUGUGGUCGCUACUGAUAUGGGCGAACCACCCCUUAGCAGUAGCGUUCAGGUUGUGGUCACCGUGAACGACAUGAAUGACCAGAGUCCAGUAAUCCUAUAUCCAAAUGAUGAAAACAACACACACCAUUUAUGUGCAUUUUGA
Messenger RNA from Patella vulgata (common limpet), 1320 nucleotides. Its product is annotated as protocadherin-9-like. Gene Ontology annotation, cellular component: plasma membrane. NCBI's taxonomy places the organism in Eukaryota, Metazoa, Mollusca, Gastropoda, Patellidae. Bases 1 to 1320 code for a protein of 439 amino acids. The record is from RefSeq and is a predicted model, not a curated record. Gene Ontology annotation, molecular function: calcium ion binding. Gene Ontology annotation, biological process: homophilic cell-cell adhesion. The transcript has 3 exons.